This is a messenger RNA of Cicer arietinum (chickpea), 2266 nucleotides long. Its product is annotated as T-complex protein 1 subunit beta-like. Gene Ontology annotation, molecular function: ATP-dependent protein folding chaperone; ATP binding; ATP hydrolysis activity. Gene Ontology annotation, biological process: protein folding. NCBI's taxonomy places the organism in Eukaryota, Viridiplantae, Streptophyta, Magnoliopsida, Fabales, Fabaceae. The record is from RefSeq and is a predicted model, not a curated record. Gene Ontology annotation, cellular component: cytosol; chaperonin-containing T-complex.
UCAAAAUUUGGCUUUCAUUGUUGAGACCCAAAAGUCCAAAACCCUAGCCGAAUCCCUCAUUUUCUAAUCACUCCCUCGUUUCCUUUUCAACAAGCUCACACUCACAUUUCGUCCACCGUUCGUCACUCUCGCAUUUCGUACACCGUUCGCCACUCUCGCAUUUUGUCUCACCGUUCGCCACUCUCGCAUUUCGUGUCACCGUUCGCCACUCUCGCAUUUCGUGUCACCGUUCGCCACUCUCGCAUUUCGUCUCACCGUUCGUCACUCUCGCAGUCACCGUUUCUUUCAGGUGACUACAUCUGAGUUUGCAUAAUUAUGGCAAUCGAUAGAAUAUUUAAAGAUGAAGCCAGUGAAGAGAAAGGAGAGCGAGCCAGAAUGUCAUCUUUUGUUGGAGCCAUGGCUAUUGCUGAUUUGGUGAAGACUACUUUGGGGCCAAAAGGAAUGGAUAAAAUUUUGCAGUCAACAGGUAGAGGACGUGAAGUUACUGUCACUAAUGACGGUGCCACAAUCUUGAAGUCCCUUCACAUUGAUAACCCAGCUGCUAAAGUGCUCGUGGACAUAUCAAAAGUUCAAGAUGAUGAAGUUGGCGAUGGAACAACAUCUGUUGUUGUAUUGGCCGGGGAACUAUUAAGGGAGGCAGAAAAGCUGGUUGCAGCUAAAAUUCAUCCAAUGACUAUAAUAGCAGGUUUCCGAAUGGCAGUUGAGUGUGCUCGUAACGCAUUGUUAGAGAAGGUUGUGGAUAACAAAGGAGAUACUGAGAAAUUCAGGUCAGACUUGAUGAACAUAGCAAGGACUACUUUGAGCUCCAAAAUUCUCUCACAAGACAAGGAGCACUUUGCAAAAUUAGCUGUAGAUGCUGUAAUGAGACUAAAGGGAAGCACCAAUCUAGAAUCUAUCCAGAUUAUAAAGAAACCUGGAGGAUCACUAAUAGACUCAUUUUUAGAUGAAGGCUUUAUUCUUGACAAGAAAAUUGGUAUUGGACAACCAAAGCGCAUUGAGAAGGCAAAGAUUCUUGUUGCAAACACUGCCAUGGACACAGACAAAGUUAAGAUAUAUGGUGCCCGUGUUCGCGUCGACUCUAUGGCUAAAGUUGCCGAAAUCGAAGGAGCUGAGAAGGAUAAAAUGAGAGAAAAGGUGGAGAAGAUAAUAGGUCAUGGCAUCAAUUGCUUUGUUAACAGACAAUUGAUUUACAAUUUUCCAGAGGAGCUCUUUGCUGAUGCAGGAGUAUUGGCUAUUGAGCAUGCUGAUUUUGAUGGUAUUGAGCGUCUGGCUCUUGUCACUGGUGGUGAAAUUGCUUCAACCUUUGACAACCCUGAGUCUGUUAAGCUUGGCCACUGUGACCUUAUCGAGGAAAUUAUGAUUGGUGAGGAUAAAUUGAUUAAAUUUUCUGGUGUUGCAAUGGGGCAGGCAUGCACAAUAGUUCUGAGAGGUGCUAGCCACCACGUUCUUGAUGAGGCUGAGAGGUCAUUGCAUGAUGCCUUGUGUGUGCUAUCUCAGACUGUCAAUGACAGUAGAGUGUUGCUUGGAGGUGGGUGGCCUGAGAUGGUGAUGGCAAAGGAGGUGGAUGCAUUGGCUAGGAAAACACCGGGAAAGAAGUCUCUUGCUAUGGAGGCAUUCUCCCGGGCACUCUUGGCUAUUCCAACAAUUAUUGCUGAUAAUGCUGGUUUAGACAGUGCUGAGUUGAUUUCUCAGCUCCGUGCAGAGCACCAGACAGAGGGAUGUACUGCUGGAAUUGAUGUUAUCUCUGGUUCUGUUGGAGACAUGGCUGAACGUGGUAUUUGUGAAGCUUUCAAAGUCAAAAACGCUGUAUUGCUAUCUGCAACAGAGGCAGCUGAGAUGAUCCUUAGAGUCGACGAAAUCAUAACUUGUGCUCCAAGGAGGAGAGAAGACAGAAUGUAAAAUCUUGUGAGCGUCCAACUUCAGACAUUGUGUUGUGAUAUUGAUAUGGUGUGUGAUUACAAGAACUGGUUACAAUGCCUAAAAUUGGUACCUAAAUUUUGAUGCGGUGGUGAGGGUAUGUGGUUUCAGAUGGGUAUUACAUGAUGUUGGUGAAGAAGUUUUACUGAGAACCUUUCACUUCUUAUCACUGCAAUUCAGAGUUUUGUUUAAAUCUUAAUUCUGACAUGAUUAAUUUUUUAAAAGGUAAAUUUUGAUGUGGUGGUGGGGGUAUGUGGUUUCAGAUGGAUAUGUAUGGUUUUUGUGAAGAAACUAGUGUUUAACCCGCAAAAUUAUCUUUGAUGAAGCUAUAUGUUAGAUUAUUGCACAA